CAUUUAGACAAGGUACAACCAGUUUUUCUCUCACUAAAUAUGAACUGCUUCACGCAACAAAGAUUCUGAAGACAUGUGCUCUCCAUCCUGAAUCUCAGAAACCCGAGGACAUGUCACCCCCAGGUCAACCCAACACAUCUCCAACAGUUGUUAAUCCAAUUCAACUGAUAACAGCAACUGUCGGGCACAGACUCCAUUUCCCAAUCCAUCCUGACACAUUUUAUGAUCAGGAAGAUGGCAGCUCAACUCAUUUGACACUUGCAAUAAAAUCAGUAGAUGAAUAUCCUUCAGGCUCAGAAAGCUGGCUGCAAUUUAAUUUGACUCAUCAAAUACUAUAUGGUUAUCCCCUAGAACUGGAUUUUCAGUAUUCCCCUCAGGAAUUUAUUCUUCAUGCCACAGAUUCUGGGGGCCUGGCUGCUCAGAUGCUUUUCACCAUUGAACUGAAGCUGCCCAGAAGUACACCCUGCCACACUUACACUCUGCGCACUAAAAACAGUUUCUACUCAUUUAUCAAGAAGAGAGAGAGGAUUAGUUUGUUUUUUGCUAAACUCACUGACUAUCUAAACUCCAGUAGCCCUGAACAAAUUGUAUUAACCACCCUGAGACCAGGGUCUACUAUUAUAUCCUGGUAUAACAGAACCUUAUGUGAAGUCAACGGCAGUUCUCUGAAAAGGUGUCCUAACAGAAAAAUUCAGGAAGUGAUGUUUAAACUAAGAAGGCCUGAUGGGAAUGUCCAUCCAGAUUUUGCAUAUGCUAUGUCACCGGAAUACAAAAUUGGCACAAUUGAGAACAUCACAUAUGGUGGAAUCUGCCUUAUUCUAGAGCCAGAUAAUGGGUCAGUAAUUGAAAACAGCAUUCUUGCCUCAUCUAACAUAGAAAAUACCCACUGGAUUAGAAAUCUUAUUUUGGCUUUGUUGGUAAGUAUGUGUAUACUGAUUGUGGCAAUAGUGGCAAGUGUAGCUUACCAUUUCUAUAGGAACUAUAAGACUUUUCUUAUUCCUCAGUCCCUGGUGUUUCAAGGGAGAACCUUAAUAAGUAAUUCAGACCAAGAAAUGUAUGUGCUAAGGCCGAGAAAGCCCCCUAUCCUGGAGUGUGAAGUUCCACCCUCAGCUGGAUUAUGGAGAGGGACACCGUUGUCUUCUCAACAUCAACCUUACAGAGAAAACGUGACCUCUGCCACAGACACAAGAGUAGUCAAUCUUCCAGCCUUCAAAACGUCAACUCCCAUUCCAUGAUGAAAUGGAUCUCACUAGCCAGAGGAGAAGUGAGUAAUACUGUCAGAAAUCCAAAUGUAUCAACAACUGUAUGAGAAACAGGGAUAACUGAUCUAGAAAGCAGAAGCCUGAUGGUCAAUUAUAAGUUUAUGUCACCCAGACCACCGCUACCAUAAACAAAUCAUGUAAUGAAUCAUCCAUUAUGGAAAGAAAUUGCAUCACUGGCAACAGCAUAUCCAAAUGUGAAAAAUGCUGUAAACUGCCGGCCCAAGAUACU
Messenger RNA from Lagenorhynchus albirostris (white-beaked dolphin), 1491 nucleotides. RefSeq names its product dystroglycan 1-like. Gene Ontology annotation, biological process: morphogenesis of an epithelium; nerve development; muscle attachment. Gene Ontology annotation, molecular function: calcium ion binding; laminin binding. The transcript is spliced from 3 exons. Lineage: Eukaryota; Metazoa; Chordata; Mammalia; Artiodactyla; Delphinidae. The record is from RefSeq and is a predicted model, not a curated record. Gene Ontology annotation, cellular component: dystrophin-associated glycoprotein complex; sarcolemma; dystroglycan complex. Bases 111 to 1235 code for a protein of 374 amino acids.